GAAUAAUUUGUUUUUCUAACUGCUUCAGUUAUUUUCGCUAGAAUAUUACGCAAGAAUAUUACAGUUAUAUGGUCUGUCUAGAUAUAUAACAAUGGAUUUUGAAAAUUCAUUCAUUCCUAUUUGGGAAGAAUCACCAGAAGUAUAUUAUGAACCUGUUAUACUUGAAAAAAAGUUAGAUAAGAUCGAAAAAGAAUUUGAUGAGAUACAAUAUAAAUGCUCGGAACUUGAGAAAGAAAAUGAAAUAUUAAGAACAGAAAUAAAAACAAAGGAAAAAGAAAAUACAGACUUAAAUAAUUUAUUUAAAGGAAAUACAGCUAAAUUACCUUUUUAUCAAUCGAAAAUUGUGGAAUUAACUAAAGAGAUCAAAGAGCUUAAUUUCGAUAAAAAAAAUGAAGUAAUGGUCAAAGACAUUUUGAAGAAAAAAUAUGAAGAAAUGAAAAAAAAAACUAUAGAAACUGUGGAAAGCUAUAUGGCUUUAAAGACUGCAUACAAAAAUCAAGAAAAAAUUAACGAAAAAUUAAAGAUAGAAAAAAAACAAGAUAUUAAAAAUAAAGAUCGAAUAAAAGCUGAAAACGAUAAAGCAAAAACUAAGACUGAUGAACUUCAAAUUCAGAAUAAAGGAUUUAAAGAACAACUAAAUCAUUAUGAAGAGGAAUUACGUUCCAAAAACAUAAUGAUUAUAGAAUUGACAAGAAGAAAUCAAAUAUUAGCAUCUAAUAUUGAAAACGCUUUAACAAAAACGAAUAAUUUAGAAGAAAAAGUUAAAUUUCUCGAAAAAAAAAUUAAAACAAUGAAUAAGGAGUGUUCAGAAUCAAUAAUUAAACAUAAAAGCCUACUAUAUGAACUUAAUGUUUUAAGAGAAAAAUUGAAUGAUUCAGAUGAAUUAAGGACAACUAUGGAAGGAAUGAGAGGCAAUGAGCGUUCACUGAACAAAAAAAUAAACACCUGUGUACAAAUGUUAGCAGCAGCGAAAGUGGAAAACGAGAAAUUAAUAGAAAUUGCUCAUCAAUUGGAGAAAAAGAAAACAAGAUCUGUAUGUGUAAGAGAAGACAUAGCUCCAAUAAAGCGAGAUUUACAAGAAUGCAUGACUAAGAAUAUGGAAUUAAUAAAUAAAUUUAGUAAUAUGGAUUGUCCUUUCUAUCAAUCAAGUUAUGGUAAAACUGAAGAUAAGGAACCGAAAAUAAAAUGCGGUUCAUUAACAGAAAGACACUACGAAAAUAAAAUAUUUGCUUUAGAACAAAAGAUCAAAACAUUACAUUCAGAAAUAAACAGAAGAGAUGAAGAACACCUUAAAUAUCGAGACGUAGUGAUUAAAUGUCUUUAUGAUUCAAAAGCGGCUAAAGACAAAUUAAAAACUACUAAUACAUUGCUCGAAAAACAAAAAUAUGAAAUUAUAUAUGAUAAAUUAGACGUUUUGGAUAAAGACUCUAAAAUUAAAAAACUUAAGAUUCAAAAGAACAAUUUGGAUAAUCACCUUAAACUAUACAAUAAACAAUCAACUUUGCUAUGCAAAAAAAAUCGAGAUCAUAUUUUGAAAAUAGAAUCCAUGAAAAAAGAAUCCAUGAGAGCAAAUAAGAUAUUCCAAGAUUCUGAACAAAAUAAUGAUGAUUUACAAAAAAAAACUGAACAAUUAGAAAUAUGCACAAAAAAUAUUGAAAUGCAAAUAAAAAAUAAUGAAAAGUGUAAAAAAAUACAACAGUCUGAAGUAGAUAAACUUCAAGGUUCUAAUGAAGAGCUUCAAAAAAAAAUGUAUAAGAUACAAGAAGACUUGAACACGGCUAAUCAAAAAAUCAAUGAAUUGACAAACUCAAUUAGUCAAUUCCAGGCAGAAAAUGAAUAUAAACAUAAAAUUCAAUGUCAAUAUAUAAACGAUGGAAAAAUCAAAAAUCAAAAACUGUUAAUCCAAAACAAAAAAUUAAUAUUUGAAAAUAAAUGUCUUUCGAAGUUGAAGGACGAUAAUAAAUUAUUAAAUUUCAAAUUGAUGACCGAAGAACGGAGAUUAUCAUACCUUCAAAGAAAAAAUAAUAAAUUAUUCAAUGAAAAGGAAAGAAAAAUAAACACAAGGACAAUACCUGAAAUUGUAGUUCCAGAUUUAAAAAAAAGCAGACGUAUACAGCAUUCGUUAAUUAGAAAAUUUAUUAAAAAGGAGUCAACUCGUAAUAAAAAUAUUCGAUGGAAAUUAUGAAUUUAAUUUAGUAUGUAAAUGGUGUUUCUUACUCAUCCUCAAAUCCUUAAUCCUCCCAUUGCUAUGAUAUACCCGUAUUCCUCCUGCCAGACGACCACCGUUGCCGCGACUCUGACGUCGUGGUUAUCGACAAAAAUCAGUUAUCAUAUGUCAUUGACAACCAUCAAGUUACCAAUUACGCUUAUUAUAUUAUUGUACACACACCAUAACUGUGCCACAUUACACACAGCAUAUUAUUAUAUAAGUACCAUAUUAUCGUACACGCAGCAUAUUAUUAUGCACACCUCGAUGUAUACAUUAUGUAUCUUACAACGUCUUUAAUAACGUUUUUCAUCAGAUGAUGAAAAAAAAAAUAAUAAUCUGGGUUAGAAUCGAACCGGGUUAUGUACUACCUAUAACCUAACAUAUUUUACCCACUUCAGCUCUAACCCAGUGAUGAUUAUUGUUAAAACUGUUGUAUUAAAAGUAUUUUAAUAAUAUUAUUUGAAAAUAAAUUGUUUCUCCAAAUAUCAUACAAUUCUUUAUAUGUCAGCAUUUAUUUUUUACUGAACAACUGUUAUGUAUAAUAUUUUUAAAUAGGUUACUAGGUUAUAUUAUAUUCAAGGAACAAAUCUGAAAUUAGUUGUAUUUUCUGUGUUACACUACAUAACAUUUUUCACUUUAUUUAAAACAGUUAGUUUAAAUAAAAAUACACAACCACUAUCUCACGUUGACCAAACCCAUCACGAACAUCCCUCUCCCCAAGCUCGCUGCAGAUACAAGGCUGCGGAGACCUGCAGAGUCUUGUCGGAGAAUCUGUAUCAUAAAGUAUACUUUGUGAGGGUUUAUAUUUGAAAAAAAACCUUUUACAUAACAACCUAUAAUUCGUUUAUAUUCAGUAGGUUAACUUUUUGAAAUAAAGUGAAAAAUCUUAUGUAGUAUGGCACAGAAAAUACAACUAAUUUCAGAUUUGUUCCUUAGAUAUAUAACCCACCUAAAGAUAUUAUACACAACGGUUGUUCAAUUAAAAAUAGAUGCUGACAUACCAAGAACCAUAUGUUACUUGGAGAAACAUACGAUAUUAUUUUCAAAUAAUAUUACUAAAAUGCUUUUAAUAUAACAGUUUUAACAAUAAUCAUCAAUAGGUUAGAGUAGAAAUGGGAAAAAUAUGUUAGGUUAUAGGUAGUACAUAACUAGGUUCGAUUCUAACCCAGAUUGUUAUUUUUUUUUUCUCCUGAUGAAAAAUGUUAUUAAAGACGUUAUAAGAUACAUAAUGUAUACAGCGAAGUGUGUACAAUAAUAUGCUGUGUGUACGGCAGUAUGACGCAGUAUUAUGGUGUGUGUAUUAUAAUAUGAUACGCGUAAUUGGUAACUCUAUAGUUGUCAAUGACAUAUGAUAGCUGGUUGUCGAUAACCACGAUGGCAGAGUCACGGCAGCGGUGGUCGUUGGGCUGGUGGAAUACGGGGGUACCAGCAUAAUAGGAGGAUUGAAGACUUGAGGAUGAGUUAGAAACCCCAUUUUCUACCUACUUAAUUUUGUAAUCACGCAAAAAUAAGAGAAAUAAAAUAAAACAAAUUAAAAUUAUACAAUUAUAAA
Molecule: messenger RNA, 3761 nt
Organism: Aphis gossypii (cotton aphid)
Lineage: Eukaryota; Metazoa; Arthropoda; Insecta; Hemiptera; Aphididae
Gene: c(3)G
Product: CAP-Gly domain-containing linker protein 1
Exons: 16
Coding region: 92-2185 (697 amino acids)
Source: RefSeq, a predicted model, not a curated record